AUGGAUUAAAAUUCUGAACUAGAAACUGCGGUCAAAUGUAUUCUUCUUUUACCACGUAAAAACUAUUUAUAAUGAGCAAUAAAAGAAGAAUCGACGACAUCAAUAGCGAUGAGGAAGAUAGUGAUAUUCAAUUAGACGACACUUUACAGUCUAAACUUUAUGUUCCAAAGAAUGCCAAUCUCGAAAUCAAUUCUUUAAAAAACCAUGAAGGAAUCAGCGAAAAUAAGUCGGAUUUUAUUUCCCACAUUUUUGGUCGUGAAGAUUAUACCAACCUUCCAUUAAAGAAAGAUCAUGCUUCGAGACCUUUGUGGAUCAGUCCUGAGGAUGGCCAUAUUAUCUUGGAAGGCUUUUCCCCUAUUGCUGAACAAGCACAGGAUUUCUUGGUAGCCAUCAGUGAGCCUGUCAGUCGUCCUGCUCAUAUUCAUGAAUACAAAUUAACACCUUAUUCACUGUAUGCUGCUGUGUCUGUCGGUUUAGAAACGGAAGAUAUCAUUGAAGUCUUGAAUCGUCUUUGUAAGGUUCCCGUUCCUGAUUCAAUCACGCAAUUUAUUCGACAAUGUACUUUAUCCUAUGGUAAAGUGAAACUCGUUUUGAAGCAUAAUCGCUACUUUGUCGAAUCUUCCCACCCAGAAACUCUACAGAUGCUUUUAAAGGACCCAGUUAUCAAUUCAGGACGUAUUGUGCGUGACGAGAACGAUUUGAUCAUCAGUGCGCCUGCUGGCUCUUCAGCUCUUUUGACCACUUCCAAACCCACAGGAAAGGAUCUGACGAUCCCUGGUGUAUCAAAGACAAAGGAUGUGGAUGAUGCUAGCAUAGAAAAGAUCAAGGAAUUGACGGCCGAAGAAGUCGAGCGUAAAAAAGACGAGGAAAAGUAUUUUGGUGCGGUAGUCGGGAUUGAUAAAGAGGAUGAGGAAGAUGAUUUUGGUGGAGAACAAGUUCAUUCAUUUGAAAUUGCUGCUGAACAUGUUGAGAAUAUCAAGAAAAGAUGUAACGAUAUUGAUUAUCCCAUGUUGGAAGAAUACGAUUUCCGUAAUGAUACUAUUAAUGCAAAUCUCGAAAUCGAUCUCAAACCUACAACAACGAUUCGUCCUUAUCAAGAAAAGAGUCUUUCCAAAAUGUUUGGUAACGGUCGUGCUCGAUCUGGUAUUAUCGUGUUGCCUUGUGGUGCUGGUAAAACACUUGUGGGUAUCACAGCCGCAUGUACAAUUAAGAAGAGUUGUUUGGUAUUGUGUACUUCUUCUGUAUCUGUCAUGCAAUGGAAGCAGCAAUUCUUGCAAUGGAGUAGUAUCAAGGAGAACCAAGUUGCUGUAUUUACAUCGGAUUGUAAAGAAAAGUUUUCAGGUGCAUCUGGUAUUGUUAUUUCUACUUAUUCGAUGGUUGCCAACAAGCGUAAGCGUUCUUAUGAUGCUCAAAAGAUGAUGGAGUUCUUGGAAUCCAGAGAAUGGGGUUUCCUGCUUUUGGAUGAAGUGCAUGUUGUGCCUGCAAAUAUGUUUCGUACUGUUGUAACCACCAUUGCUGCUCAUGCUAAAUUAGGUUUGACAGCUACUUUAGUGCGUGAGGAUGAAAAGAUUGAUGAUCUUAAUUUCUUGAUUGGUCCUAAAUUAUACGAGGCAAAUUGGAUGGAUUUGGCUAGUCGUGGUCAUAUUGCCAAUGUUCAGUGUGCUGAAGUAUGGUGUCCAAUGACACCCGAAUUUUACAAGGAAUACUUGUAUGAAAAUUCACGUAAGCGUACAUUGCUUUAUGUGAUGAAUCCCAAAAAGUUCCAAGCUUGUCAGUAUUUGAUUGGAUACCAUGAAAGACGUGGAGAUAAAAUCAUUGUGUUUUCGGAUAAUGUGUAUGCUCUCAUUGAGUAUGCAAAGAAGUUAGGAAAGCCUUAUAUUUAUGGUGGUACAGGACAACAGGAACGUAUGCGAAUUUUACAGAAUUUCCAAUAUAACCCAGCCGUCAGCACCAUCUUUUUAUCCAAAGUCGGUGAUACAAGUAUUGAUUUACCAGAAGCUACCUGUUUAAUCCAGAUCUCUUCCCAUUAUGGUUCAAGACGUCAGGAAGCCCAGCGUCUGGGUCGUAUUUUGAGAGCCAAAAGACGUAACGAUGAAGGUUUCAAUGCUUUUUUCUAUUCGCUUGUUUCUCGUGACACACAAGAAAUGUAUUACUCCACAAAACGUCAACAGUUUUUAAUCGAUCAAGGUUAUGCUUUCAAAGUGAUUACAAAUUUGGAAGGUAUGGACACGGAUCCCAACAUUGUCUUCAGAACCCAUCAGGAACAAAUGGAUCUUUUAAAGGCGGUCUUGUUGACGAACGAUACUGAUUUGAGAGACGAGGAGCUGAUUAAUGUGGAUGAUGUUGGUAAAAUUACUGAUCGUAAAGUGGCAGCAAAGAAUCGUACUUCGGGUCUUGUCAAGAGACAGGUGACUACCACAAAGACUUUGGCUGGUGGUGAUAAUAUGGCUUAUCUUGAGUACAAUCGAAGCUCUGGUGGCCAAUUCUCUGGUCGUGGUCGUGGUAAUGGCGGCGCUCCUCCUAAAGAACAUCAUAACCUUUUCAAGAAGUAUAUGGGAAGAAAGUAAACAUAUUCUCUUUGGGCUUCAUUCAUCUAUAAUAUUCAUAAAUCAUUAAAAUAAAGCACAUAUCCCCCGGUGCAUUUUUCUUCUUUUUCACUUAAGCUUUACAUGUAUAGUGGAAC
Mucor mucedo is the source of this 2683-nucleotide messenger RNA. Its product is annotated as P-loop containing nucleoside triphosphate hydrolase protein. Lineage: Eukaryota; Fungi; Mucoromycota; Mucoromycetes; Mucorales; Mucoraceae. The transcript is spliced from 6 exons. Gene Ontology annotation, biological process: nucleotide-excision repair; transcription initiation at RNA polymerase II promoter. Gene Ontology annotation, molecular function: hydrolase activity; DNA binding; 3'-5' DNA helicase activity. The record is from RefSeq and is a predicted model, not a curated record. The coding region runs from base 72 to 2567 and encodes 831 amino acids. Gene Ontology annotation, cellular component: nucleotide-excision repair factor 3 complex; transcription factor TFIIH holo complex; transcription preinitiation complex.